Vanessa tameamea is the source of this 767-nucleotide messenger RNA. RefSeq lists its product as uncharacterized. The record is from RefSeq and is a predicted model, not a curated record. Bases 39 to 716 code for a protein of 225 amino acids. Lineage: Eukaryota; Metazoa; Arthropoda; Insecta; Lepidoptera; Nymphalidae. The transcript has a single exon.
GUUUCUGAAUUCAGAAAACAACACAGACCACUUACAAAAUGUUUAAGCUGGUGGUGUUGUCUUGCGUUCUGGCGGCGGCGUCCGCAUCGGGCCUUUUCGCAGGAUACGUGGCGCCCUUAGCGCCUCUGGCCUACUCAUCGCCGUUCUUGCAGCCUUACAACUACCGCGGACCCUACUCUCUCGCUCCUGGUCAACCUGCCAACAUUCUGGCUUCUGAUGGCAGACCCUUAGACACUUUGGACGUGAACUUGGACCGCUCUGCACAUUUUACCGCUAAGGCUCUGGACAACGGUUUCCAUAUUUUGAAGAAACGCUCCGCUGCUUUCAUCGCUCCUUACACCGCUCCUUUCGCCGCGCCUUACGCCGCUCCUUACGCCGCUCCUUUGGCUUACUCCGCGCCUCUUCUCCAGCCUUACAACUACCGUGGACCAUUAUCGUUAGCCCCAGGACAGCCCGCUAACAUUUUGGGCUCUGACGGCAGGCCUUUAGACACCUUGGAAGUCAACUUGGAUCGCUCUGCCCAUUUCAAUGCGCAGUACAACAAUGGCCUACAUCUAUUGAAGAAGCGCUCCGCAGGUCUGAUCGCCCCAAUCAACACUGUCACCUUUACUAGGACGCCACUGAUCGCUUCCAGCUACGCGUAUGCUUCACCACUCGCCCACCAAUACCUUAAACCUAUCUCGUACGCCGCCAGCCCCAUCACACACAUCUUCUAACAACUCUAACGCUUGCCAACGAUGAUGUAAAUAAAAAAUAAAUGACUAUUU